Ilex paraguariensis (yerba mate) is the source of this 946-nucleotide messenger RNA. The record is from the annotation of a GenBank genome assembly. Lineage: Eukaryota; Viridiplantae; Streptophyta; Magnoliopsida; Aquifoliales; Aquifoliaceae.
AUGGUUGUGAAUGAAGUUCGUGUGAGAUUUUCUGGCUUUGGUAAUGGGGAAGAUGAGUGGGUGAAUGUGAAAAGGGCAGUGCGUGAACGUUCAAUUCCUUUAGAACCGUCGGAGUGUCACAGAGUCAAGGUUGGAGAUAUUGUGCUAUGCUACAGAGAAAAUGAGGAUCAUGCCCUAUACUCUGAUGCACGUGUUGUGGAAAUCGAAAGGAAAUUACACGACAUCAAAGGCUGCAGGUGCAUCUUUGUGGUUCGUUUUAACUAUGAUCAUGCUGAGGAAAAAGUUGAGCUAAGCAGAAUAUGUUGCAGGCCAACAUAAUGGGUUUUCCGGGUUAGGCAGAAACUACAACUGCACAACAAAACUUUUCGUCCCCUUUUGUUGUGAAGUAUUGCACUGAAUAUGACAGGGGAAGCUUUGCACAGGUUGCUUAAAAGGUCUUUCCGGCGCUGCCAAUUAGUUUGGGGUUGAAUGCUUGAACAUCGUAGCAUGGUUGGGCUUUAGGUGACCAGUGGGUUCAGUCUCUUAUCAAUUUGAAGGUAUGCGUGUUCUAGCCUCUAGGAUCACUUAAGGUUAGUUUAUAUAUUUAAAGGGCUUCUUCAUUCAUUGUCAAUUUAUUUUGAGUAGGGUCAUCCAUCCACUUCUAAUAGUCUCAGCAAGACUAACAUGGAUGUUACUACUGCAACCUCCACUUAUAAUUUUCAAUUUGCAUCCUCAAACAUAAAACAUUUUAAUUUAUAUCAUCAAUGUUAUGAAUUAGUGGUAAUGUGAACUUGAUUUAAACCGCCGUUUAAUUUUUUGUCGUAAAUUGAAGUACCUAAGGUGUAAGUGUUUCGGGCAUGAGGAUGAAAUAUGUUAAUCGUUGUAGGUCUUCAUCCGCGAUCAAUUUGACACUGUUUUGUAUAUCGAAAAUAGAGGUUUCAUUACUUACUAAUCUUAUAAUGUACAA